Drosophila santomea is the source of this 4476-nucleotide messenger RNA. It is a transcript of the gene Nep3, whose product is annotated as neprilysin-3. Bases 298 to 2670 code for a protein of 790 amino acids. Gene Ontology annotation, cellular component: plasma membrane. Lineage: Eukaryota; Metazoa; Arthropoda; Insecta; Diptera; Drosophilidae. Gene Ontology annotation, molecular function: metalloendopeptidase activity. Gene Ontology annotation, biological process: protein processing. The record is from RefSeq and is a predicted model, not a curated record. The transcript is spliced from 9 exons.
UGCUUGUGCUUGUGCUGCUGCUGGAGCUGGCUGUCAGUGGCUCGAGUUGGCCGUGUUGGUGGAUACCGUGGAUACCGUUGCCGUUUUUGUGGCUCAGAGCGGUUUGUUUGCCCGCGAGCGGAAUGCAGAUAAGCGCGUUUUAAAUGUAUUACUGAUCGCUCGUAUGUAAUACCCAAAUACGAGGGUCGCCCAAAACAUUAUCGAAAGUGCAACAAUAAAUCGGAAAAAGGGUCGUGAAAAGCGUGCGAGCAGGGUGCUGGAAAAAUUGCAUUGCCUUCUUUCUAGCGCACAAAGAAAAUGAGCGCAAAGAUGACGCGCUACAAGCAGACCGAAUUCACGGAAGAUGACUCCAGUUCCAUUGGCGGCAUUCAGCUGAACGAGGCGACCGGCCACACGGGCAUGCAGAUACGCUACCACACCGCCCGGGCUACAUGGAAUUGGCGCUCGAGAAACAAGACGGAGAAGUGGCUGCUCAUCACCACCUUUGUGAUGGCCAUCACGAUCUUCACGCUGCUGAUUGUCCUUUUCACAGAUGGCGGCAGCAGCGAUGCGACCAAGCACGUCCUUCACGUCCAGCCGCAUCAGAAAGAUUGUCCUUCGGGUAAUGAGCUGCCUUGCUUGAACAAGCACUGCAUCUUUGCGUCGAGCGAGAUCCUCAAGUCCAUCGAUGUGACCGUGGAUCCCUGCGAUGACUUCUACGGAUAUUCCUGUAAUCAGUGGAUCAAGAACAAUCCCAUACCCGAGGGUAAAUCCACGUGGGGCACCUUUGGCAAGCUGGAGCAAAUGAAUCAGUUGAUAAUCCGCAACGUACUGGAGAAGCCGGCAAAGAGCUUCAAGUCGGACGCGGAGCGUAAGGCCAAGAUCUACUAUGAAUCCUGCCUGGACGCGGAUGAGCACAUGGAGAAGCUGGGCUCCAAGCCCAUGAACGAUUUGCUGCUGCAGAUCGGAGGAUGGAAUGUGACCAAGAGCGGCUACAACGUGACCAAUUGGACGAUGGGAAACACUCUCAAGAUUCUUCAUAACAAAUACAACUUCAACUGCCUGUUUGGCUGGGCGAUCGGGGAGGACGACAAGAACUCCUCGCGUCACGUCAUCCAGAUCGAUCAGGGUGGACUGACGCUGCCCACCGCCGACUACUACAACAACAAGACGGACAAUCACCGCAAGGUGCUCAACGAGUACAUUGAGUACAUGACCAAGGUGUGCGUCCUGCUGGGGGCCAAUGAAUCGGACGCCCGCGCCCAGAUGAUCGGCGUCAUUAACUUUGAGAAGAAGCUGGCCAACAUUACCAUUCCGCUGGAGGAUCGCCGCAACGAGGAGGCCAUGUAUCAUCCAAUGCAGCUGCGACAGUUGUCCAAACUGGCGCCGUUCCUCAACUGGACGGAUCACUUUGACAAUGCCAUGCAGAUGGUGGGUCGACGGGUCACCGACGACGAAGUGGUGGUCGUCUAUGCACCCGACUUCCUCAAGAACCUAUCGGACAUCAUCCUCAAGAUGGAACAGACCGAGGAGGGAAAAAUCACCUUGAACAAUUAUCUCGUCUGGCAGGCGGUACGCACGCUGACCAGUUGCUUGUCGAAACCAUUCCGGGAUGCCUAUAAGGGCGUGAGGAAGGCCCUCAUGGGUUCGGAUGGCGGCGAGGAGAUCUGGCGUUACUGCGUCUCGGACACGAACAAUGUGGUUGGAUUCGCCGUCGGCGCCAUCUUUGUGCGUCAGGCUUUCCACGGCGAAUCGAAGCCGGCGGCCGAGCAGAUGAUCUUCGAAAUUCGCGAAGCCUUCAAGAAGAAUUUGCAGAACCUGACCUGGGUGGACAAGCAGACGCGCGAGAAGGCCAUCGAGAAGGCCAAUGAGAUCUCGGAUAUGAUUGGAUUUCCCGACUAUAUUCUGGAUCCCGUGGAACUGGACAAGAAGUACGCGGAGUUGAACAUCACGCCGAAUGCGUACUUCGAGAACAACAUCCAGGUGGCCAUCUACAAUCUGAAGAGCAACCUGAAGCGUCUCGACCAGCCGGUGAAUAAGACCAACUGGGGCAUGACCCCGCAGACGGUGAACGCCUACUACACGCCCACCAAAAACCAAAUCGUCUUUCCCGCCGGCAUCCUGCAGACGCCCUUCUUCGACAUCAACAACCCCAAGAGCCUAAACUUUGGGGCCAUGGGCGUGGUUAUGGGCCACGAGCUAACACACGCCUUCGAUGAUCAGGGGCGUGAGUACGAUAGGUUUGGGAACAUCAAUCGCUGGUGGGACUCCAAGAGCAUCGAGCGGUUCAACGAAAAGUCCGAGUGCAUCGCCCGGCAGUACAGUGGAUACAAGAUGAACGGACGCACCCUCAACGGCAAGCAGACGCUGGGCGAAAACAUAGCCGACAAUGGCGGUCUGAAGGCGGCCUACCACGCCUACCAGCGCACCAAGAGCGACCGGGAUGUGGAUGUCUUGAAGCUGCCGGGUCUGAAUCUCACGCACACGCAGCUCUUCUUUGUGUCCUUCGCCCAGGUCUGGUGCUCCAGCACAACGGAUGAAACGAACCUGCUGCAGAUGGAGAAGGAUCCGCACUCGCCAUCGCAGUUUCGGGUGAUCGGCACAUUGUCGAACAUGAAGGAGUUCGCCGAGGUCUUCCAGUGCAAGCCCGGCAAACGGAUGAAUCCCACCGAGAAGUGUGAGGUGUGGUAAGGGGAUAGCGCAAUUUCGAUCUCAGAACGAGCCAAAGAUAGAGCCAAAGCCAAAGCCGAGCAACUAGACAACCAUUUUAAGGUGCGGAUAGUGGUGGGAUGCUGAUGCAGACGCAGACUGGGAGUUACAGCCUCAAAUUGCUGAUCCUGUAUUCCGGAUUUUAUUGUUUAAGCCGUGCUCUUUUGUUUUUGUUUUUCUGUUUUUUUUUUUUUGUAUUAUGGUUGCCAUUUGUAUUUUGUCGAAAGACCGUCAGUCAUUGUGCCUAUGAAAAUGAUAGAAACUGACGAUAAAUUCACGUUCGAACUCCAAGGGGUCUGGAGUGCCGAUCUAUACAUAAUAGAUCCUGGAUCAAGGGACCCUUAACUACAUUUGAAUGUGAACGCACGAGCUACCAACAAUAUGGGAUGGGUGUGUGCCACAAAACGAGAUGCAGCACACGCCCAACGGGGCUGAUAUAUAUAUAUAUAUAAUAUUAUAUAUAUAGAUAUGAUAACGAUAAACGAUAACUUAGCUAACUGUAACUUAGCUAUUUGUAGAACUAUGAAUGUAUAUUGUAUUAUAAAGAUACAAAGUUCGCAGCUCGUGUCCGAAGGAUGAAGGAUAUCACCCACUAAGGUAUACCUUCGAAAGAGUUUGAAAAAUCUCAAUAUUUUUUUUUCUUAAACUACGAUUAUGUCGAAGUUCCUGAGUACGGAAUAGAAAUGAAAUUAUGGGCUUUUGGGUGUGAAAGUGAAAGCGAUAGAGAUAGAGAUAUAGAUUGAGAGGCGAACACUUUUUAAGCUUUUCAGUUGCCAAAGGGAACAGGAAAUAACUGAGUGAUUAGGUUUUUCAUUAUUAUAAGUUGAAAAUUAAAGAACAUUGUUUUUACAAUUGGAAACUAGCUUAUUGUUGUCGAUUUCAUUUUGGCUUAUUUCCUUGGCAGGCAGAAUAGUCAAAUAGUCGAAUGGCAGGAAUGGGAAUGGAUAGAACACAAACCAACACCAAUUAAUUAAUAAUCGCUCAAAUAUUGAGACAUAAAGCCAACCAAAUUGGACAAAGUUUCUUUUGUACGAAAGAAAAACAUAUCAGACUAAGAUGAUGUGAACAAAAGCCAACACCAACCACGUAUAUCUAUGGAAUUUUACUAAGCACCAACUCGGAAUCAAUCCAAAAAUGCUAGCUAUAAGAUAUAGGACAUCCUCAAGCCGAAUCAGUCAGAGCACAAAACUCCACUUUAGCUAGACAAUAUAUGGCCAAAAGGUUUUUCGGUUCACUAGCCCCAUUCUCAAGGGCGUUUCCAUUUACAUAUGUAUGUAGUCUCGGUUGUUAUCUAUAUAUUUUUGAUUCAGAUUUCUAUAAACGUACGUACGACGAAUGCAUUUAUCUCUCCUUUUAGUUUUUACUUUCCCCGAAACAUUUAAUUUGUAAUACUGGGAGUAUCUGGACACAGAACAAAGUUAAGUUGAUGUAUUAUAUAUGUAUGUAUGUAUGUGUUUAUAGUUUUCCCUAAUCAUUUGAUAGGAAGGGGGAAGGGGGGUAGCUAAGGAGAUGUACUAUUAAAACCCCUUUGUAUCCAUGGAGAUAUCAAGCAGAUGAUUUUUGUAUUCUAUAUAUGUACUAUAUGAUAGAUGAAUGAUAAUGAUGAUAACUAUAAUACAAAUAUUAAAAUAUUAUUAAUAUACAAACUACAUAUACAUUAACUGAAUGUUUAAAUGCAAAUUAUUUUUAUUGUCUAUUAAUAAAGUGUAUAUGUGCAUGUAUACAUUUGCGGAAACAAAACAAUAAAUAACGCUAUAGUCGAGCGUCCCGACUAAGGGAUACCCACUA